Miscanthus lutarioriparius is the source of this 303-nucleotide messenger RNA. Lineage: Eukaryota; Viridiplantae; Streptophyta; Magnoliopsida; Poales; Poaceae. The record is from the annotation of a GenBank genome assembly.
AUGGCCGCCGGCAGCCGCCUGGACCUCGCGUCCCCGGACCCUCGCGCCGCCGCCAAGUCCAUCCGCCAGGUCCCAUCGAGCAUUCGAGCUCCGCUCCUUUUCAUACGCGUGCGUGGAGUACGGGUUCUUCUACGUGAUCAACCACGGGAGUUCGCCGACAGCCGGAAGUUCUUCGAGCAGACCAUGGAGGAGAAGAUGGCGCUGGGGAAGAACAGCAGAUACAGGGGCUACACCUGGCCCUACUCCGAGAAGGUCGACGACUCCCCCGAGUCACGAGGUCAGGAUCGGAGUUCACAUGAAUGA